Molecule: messenger RNA, 6786 nt
Organism: Gryllus bimaculatus (two-spotted cricket)
Lineage: Eukaryota; Metazoa; Arthropoda; Insecta; Orthoptera; Gryllidae
Source: the annotation of a GenBank genome assembly
AUGCUGCGCCAGAUCCUGCGCGACCUGUGGGUGGACCCCGAGCUGCUGGCGGAGCUGGACGAGGCGCAGCGCCACGCGCUCUUCUGCCGCAUGCGCGCGGAGCAGGUGCGGCGCUGGACGGAGCGCGAGAGCCAGCGACCCGCGCGAACCAUUAACGCGGCCCGCCCCGUUAUGGCGGCUGGCAGCGUGCCCAGGUUUUUCAGUUUUGCCGACCCCGCCCGCCCCAACCCCACCCCCCCGCCCCACCCCACCCCACCCCACCCCACCCCACCCCCGGCCCCGCCCACGCCCCCGCCCGCCCCGCCCCCGACCCGCAACCCGACCCCGACCCGACCCGAACCCGACCCGGACCCGACCCGACCCGACCCGACCCGACCCGACCCGACCGGACCCGACCCGCACCCGACACGUGCGAAGCACGUUGACUGGCUGUUGGGGGCAGAUGGAGAGCCUUGGGUGUGGGUGAUGGGAGAACAUCCAGACGAUCUGUCCAUAGACGAGAUCCUUGCUCAAGAACAGAAUGGCACCUCUGCAGAAGAGGCUCUUGACUCCACUGAAAUAGGAGGAAAUGAACAGAUUGAAAUGAUUCAAUCUCCUCCAUUAGAACAGCAAAGUAAUGAAGAAUUGUUGUUGAAACAACAUGAGGAAAUGCAACACUCGGAAAAAGCUGGAAUAAUGACUAAUGGUCACAAUCAGGAGGUUGAGGAAAGCAUUUACUGCACAGUGGAUGAGUUGCGAGUAGCAAUAGAGAACAAUGAUGUCUCACCAGAGAAAAGAGGAGCACUUCAGGAAAUUUCUCUCAAUACGCGGGUGGCACUGUGGGAACGGAGGGUGGCCGAGGAGCGCAAUGUCCAGAGGCCACAGCGAAGGCGGCGAGAAAUCUCAGCACGACAGGCAGAGGAGCAAAGACUACAGCAGGAAGAGGAAGACAGGGCUUGGAGGGAACAAGAACGUAAAGCAAAAGAAGCUGAACAACAAAUUCGAGAAAUAGCCCGCAGAGCACGAGAAGAACAUAGGCGAACAUCAGUGUUGGCAAUGGAGGUUGAGCCCUCCCUUACACCUACUUCCUGUGAGUCAUCAAACAGCCUUACAAAUAGCUUGGGUACAACCACUCCAACUGCCAAGCCUCCAAGUACAGAGGCUGUCGUCCAGUGGUUUCGAUCUAGUGAAAUUGCACGAAGAGCUGGUCUGGCUCCUGGUACGAAUCUAGUUGCCACUUGGUUUCACGGACUUAUAACUCGUCAAGAAGCUGAGCUUCGUUUGGAAUCUGCUCCUGUUGGGAGCUUCCUUGUGCGUGUCUCGGAACGUGUGUGGGGUUAUGCAGUCAGUUACCGUGCAGCAGAACGAUGUAAACAUUUUCUCAUAGAUGCAUCCAGUGGGCACUACCAAUUCUUAGGAGCAAAUCAACUAAGCCACGGGUCUCUGGGGGAAUUGAUUGAGUAUCAUGCAAGACAACCAAUUACUCUCCUUGGAGGAGAACGUCUGCUUCAUUCGUGUGCUCGCACUGAAUUGCCAUCCAUUUUCCAAGGUCUCUUAAGCCCUAGCAUGCGGAGGUGAGAGUAAACAUUAGUAUACCACAGAUGCACAAAGUUGCACCCUGCAUUACCUCUUCACUACAGCAGUUUAAGAAUGAACGAGAAGAGAAAGGAGUAGACAAAAGGUUUCUAACAUGAAUUUAAAGAAUGAAAGAGAACGUAGACAAAUAACUUAAUCAGUCACGGUAUUCAACACAACAAAUAACUGGGUGAACAUAGCAAUCUAAUACAUACAUGUCAUUGAGAACUACCUUGCAUUAUCAAAGUCACAAUCUUUGCCUCAUGAUUUCUUUAUUGAAAUAGGUUCAAAUUGUUGGCUGGGGUGCAAUACCUGGUGUGAAAGCUGGCACGGGGAGGAGGGUUUGGUUGUUGGAAAAAUGUUACAAAUUUAAUCUUAUUUGUUAAGAAUAAUACCUGGAAUAUACCCUUGAAUUUUACUUAGCAUAACAUGCAAGUUAAAACAAGCUGUUUUUAUGUAAAUCAGUUCAUUACUUCCGAGCAAGUAUUGCCUCAGCUUAUAUAUUCUUUUUUUUUUUUUUUCUGCACUAAGCCAAUGCAGAAAGUCCUUUUCUAUUUUUCUUCUUUCCUGUGUUUGAUGUCUAUUCAAGCAUUCCUCUCUCAUUGUUGAAUGUAGCCAAAUUUUCACUCUUCUAAAUGAGUGCUCAAUGGUUCUCAUAGCUCAUAGUAUAUGGCAAAGACGGAAAUAGCAAGAGCAUAUUUUGUUCAUGGGAAAAAUGCCCUUGCUUCUUUCAUCAGUUCCUCCAUUUUCAACUCUUUAAUAUUAUAUUUCUUUCCUUCCUUUUCCAUCCAAAAGUCUUAGAUUGUUGUUCACUUAAGCUGCUACUGUUUAAUACAAUCAGUAGACUAUACUUUACCGUAGAUAGAUAAAUGAUAUUAACUGAAAAUUUGUCAUGAAAAUGUAGAAUAAAUUAAAUUUGGAACACAAAUUCAAAACUGUUCGAUACACCGUCCCCGUAAAGUUCAAAUCAACAGAAUCGUCACUCGUCGCAGAAAUAUAAUAAAAAUCUUUCAGUGAAUAAAUUAGCACAGUGAUAUAAUAUCGAAAAGAAAUUGAACUGUUUAUAGGUUUUGACACUAUCACCAACUCGUAAAUCUUAAGUUCGUUAAUGUUCCAGUAAAACUUGUUAUAUAUUAGUUUGUCUUAGCAAUAGCAAAAUCUAGUUGAAAUUAUGUAUGCAGCCAACAACCUUGAACAAUCUGUAACAACCUCUUACUGUAGGUCUCGCUCAUUAACAAACUUUUUCAGAUUACAUUGUGAUUGUUGUGUAAAAUCCUGCCCUGACAUCUUCAACAUAACAUCAGGGUGCAAUGAUAGUAAAGAAAAUGUAUGUUAAUUGUCAAUGUAAAAUUUCUUUCCUCCAAUGACAAUAUGAAGAAAUCCAGAUAAGGAAAUAUUAGUAAUAUUUCCCAAAACUUGAAAAAUUAGCAACAUAAUGAACUAAUUCAUUCAGCAUUAUUGAACUACGAUGGAUAAAAAAACAUGAUUGGCUACAUAUUAUAAUUCAUAAAAUGUGAGAACUAUGUAUGAUCAAUGUAUACCAAAGUGAUUUCGAUAUCACAUGUACAAAGACUGCAGAAAAACCGCUAAAUUUUAAAUAAUAGGCCUAUAAUAACUACAAAAGCUUUUCUAAAGUGUUAUUUGGCAAAUAAAAUAAGUAUGUGAUUUAUAGAAAUUAAUGUUUUAUUUCAAUAUCUUUAAUUAAGGAGUAUCUAAGAGGUUCAGUCAUUAAUGUUUAUUUUACAAGAGCAACCAGUCGAUAAAUAAACCAUUGUCAAAAAAAACCUUUGAUCUCCAACCGCAAGUGAGUUUCUAAUGCAUGAUCUACUGUUUUCUACAAUGUUUGAUUCUUGUGUAUUUAUAUAAGUAGAGACCUCCCACAAUCUGUUUUAUUUGGUUUAUGCAACAAAGCAAAUUUCAAGCAGAUGUUAAAACAAGCACCUUCGAUUUGCCACAUUUUUUUAGUUCACCCUCUUCCUUACCAACCUUUUCCAUUUUCAACCCAGUUCAUUUGUGGGUCAUACUCUCAUGCCCUUUUGCUCAUGCCCUCUUUCUUAUUACCCCCCUUUCUUGUCCUUUUAUUAUCUUCCUUUCAAAUGGGAAUCAAUUUGACACCGUGGUUUUGAGUAAUUGUUGUUCCUCAUUUAGAAUAAAUUUCCAUUGCAGAGUAAGGCUAAUCUCUCAUUUGAGAAAGACAAGUUUAAUUAUUAAACUCCUGAAUGCCUUGAUCAACAACUUUCAGGGCAGAAUGAAUUCAACCUGAUCUGUUAAAUCGUGAAGAAAUUCUUGGCUGCCAUAAAGUAUUCAUAAAGCUUUGCAGAUAGUUAGGUUUGUUGACUGAACAAGAACACCUUUCCACAUUUUUUAUAAACCACUAAAUUUUGUGAAUCAUCAACUUUUGAUGUCACAAGUUGCAACUGAUUUUAUGAGCCAAAUUUAUUCCCUCAUUCUCUCUGUCGUACUCCCCUAGUCAAAACAUAGUGGGGAAACAUUGAUUAAAGUAAAAAUAUGAAUCCUUGAGUUGGAAUACAUGAGCUUAAAGAACUAACUGUUUGCCAACUUGCGUACUAAUAAAAAAAUUACUACUACCAUUUCAUCAGAAGACCAUUGGACCAGUUUCCAAUGGUCUUGAAUAAUAUGUUGAAACAAUAUUUAAUUUAUCAAUCAGGCAAUUGCUCAAUACCAAAUUAUUUUGUACAUGCACAAAAAUCAAAAAUCAACAACAUAGGUUACAACCAGCAAUAUAGGUUACUACCUAUUUGUCAGAAAUGAUCUAGCUCUCUUAAUAGUUCUCAAUAUCUUGAGAACCUUAAAAGUAUGGUACAUCAAAAGUUACAAAUAAGGGUUUGAAAAUUCAAUAAAAUUGCAUUGUUUCACUGAAAAUCAAAAGAGACGGAUUUUUUUAUUCAAAAGAAUACUAUUCCAACUCAAAUUAUUGUUUUCUGAGACAGAGAAACACUUAUUUACUUAAAUUCUACAUUAUAUCACCAAGAAAGUUUCAUCAAACACUGCCAUAUUGGGAGCUUCUCCACAAUUCACUUCACCUAUUUGCAUGGAGGUGUGCUCAUGGGUGCAACAUUGUACAAUGAUGCAGUAUACAUAAAGAAAUUAAUGAUACAUAAGUGUUUGUGUUUUCUUGUAUUGUUCAUUAAUAAAGAAACUCUGCAACAUAAUUUAAUUGUUAUCUUCUCUUUGUGUGCCAAUAACAGUAUUUACAAUAAAGUUAUUGUCAAGAAAACUUUGUAUAUAUCAUAAAAUAUUACUUUUACUAUACUUAAGUCAAUGAGAGAUGCAAGAUAUAAAAUGUCAAACAUUAAAUGAUAAUACAGAAUGAUAAAAAAGAUCAACGUAAGGGUUCAUGAAAUAAAAAGAAUUAUGAAGUGAUAAAGACUGUAGUUCUUAAUCCCAAUAACGUUAUUUCCAUUUUUCAUUGAAUAUGGGAAAUAUCUGGAGUAACUUAAAAGUAAUCAUCCUAAUAUCAUUGUGACCCUGAGGAAAUAGUCUCUUUUAAUGAUGCACUGAUCUGAAACAAAAUUAUUAAAGUAUAAAUAAUCACUAAUCCCAAACUUAAUUUUAUUCAUGUGCAUUUUUAAAUAGGAAUUUCUUACUGACUUACGUGUUGAAGGUUUCGUGUAUUAAAAACUUCUCAACUUCAACCAUGAUAUCAAUGAUUUGAGAGCAAAUUAACAAGUCCAUACUUAAUAUGAUAGCUCAGUUGUGAGAGAAAAAAUUUUAGAAACUGAAAAAACUUGGAUAAGCCAUUACUUUUCUUUUCUUUCUUCUCUCCUAAUUCUCUUAUUUGAUUACUGAAAUAACAUUUCAACUAAGAAUCUACUUAAUGUUUCAUUCAAUCUUAACUAUUCAAGAUUAGCAAAAAGUUAAUAUCUAAUUAAACUCUUACAUAAUGGACUUGGAACGUGUAGUUAUAUACAAGGCUUAAGAGGUGACUGUUCUAAGUGAGAGUUGAAAUAAGAUGUAAUGAAGCUCUUCUACUCUUAAUGAACCUUAAACUUAAGUCAAUUGUAAAUCUUUGUAUGUUAAAUAUCCAACAUAGCAAUAUUUAGUAAAAGGUUCAAUUUAAUUUUAUCCAUUUAUUUCAAGAUUCAAGUAGACAAUCAUCUUUUGUGAUAAAGUUUUAAAAUAAUUGGGCAAGAUUUUUAUUCUGUAAAAGUAAUUUGAUGGAAACUAAUUUAACAGGGAGCUCAUAAUACACGUAUGUAAAAAUGCUUAAAAUACAACCCUGAUUGAAAUACUAUCGGGUGUUCACAAGGUACAGCAGAAAAACAUAAAAGAAUUCAAAAUAAAUUUCACUUUACACACAAUUCUGCACUUCGGUAGCUGCCAUUCUUAAAUGAAGAUGUUGCAAUUUUCAACAGAUGACAGAAUCUUGUCAGCAGGGGUCAUAUUGCAACACUACAAUUGUAGUUUACCAUAUCUAAAAUAAAAUAAUUAUAUGUUUUGUAUGGUUAAUACUAAUUAUGUUUUAUGAUAUGUCCUACAUGGGGCUAUUAUUUUUGACAAAACAUAUCUCAUAAUAAUCAAUUGUUUGUCUAAGUGGCCAGCGAGUAACUGGUUUAUUACAAAUGUCGAGAAUUUAACUGCAAAUUUGAAAUAAAGCAUUCCAAAUAUUUGUUUGCUCUUCUAGGACUUGAAAAGAAAUGGAUGUGCAAGUGGAUGGUUUUGAAUGUAAAAUACUUUUUGAUUUGAAAAUCUAAUUGAAAAAAUAUUAAAAUGAAUGGUAUUGUUUGAGUCACAAUUGUUGCAAUAUUUAAAUAAAUGAUUAUUGUGUUGUUUUAAGUGUGAUUUCAUACAUAGGACCUUUGUUUAAUUUUUACCAUUUUAAUUUUUUUAUAAAUAACUCUGAUUAAUUAUUAUUUGUUUUAUUUCAAGGUAUAAUACAUGUCCAUUUUUAUACAGAGCAUGUGCAGCAAAAUAAAAAUGGAUUCUUGAAUUUGAAUUUCUACUUUCUAGUUAAGUCACGUUGUUCAAUAUUGAACAAUAGCUUUCAUGCACGAGCGAAGAAUAGAUUGUGUCAUUGAAACUUGAUUAUGAUUGUUUUUUAAUUAAAUUAUAAUAUUUUGUCAUAAGUAACAUAUAAUGUCACGUGUAAUGUGAAGUCACAUAGUAUAAUGUUAAACCUAACAUUAUAUCCUUUGGAGGUAAAUUAAAUAAAGAAUAAUUGAGUGCAAUGAAUGUACUAUUAUAAAAAAUUAUUAUUGUGCAAUAAAAACU